Molecule: messenger RNA, 738 nt
Organism: Microthlaspi erraticum
Lineage: Eukaryota; Viridiplantae; Streptophyta; Magnoliopsida; Brassicales; Brassicaceae
Source: the annotation of a GenBank genome assembly
AUGAAUUGCUUACCCGAGCGACUCCAGCCAACGGAAGCGGAUAAGAGCUCCAGAACUGGACACCUCGGACCUGGUCAAAGAAAAUGCCCUGACGCUUAUAGGAAGGCUGACAAACCCAAGAGAGCAAAGGCUGAGAGCUAUGAGCCGGUCAUAUCCUCCCACUUCCCAUCUCAACUUCCCUUCUGGAUCCGCCUCAAAGGACUACCGCUCCACUACUGGAAAAAGGAGCUACUAAGCGACAUUGGACGAGAACUAGGAACUCUCCUAGGAUAUGAGAUUACAAAACUGGAGGCCAAGAUCCAUGUCUCCAUCAACGCACUAGCCCCGCUAGUGAAAGAAUCCGUCAUAGAACUUGUUAAUGGAGAGGAAGCGUUGGUAAACCUGGAAUAUGAAAGAUUGGGCUUUCAUUGCUCAACCUGCAACAAACUUACUCAUACCUCAAGAGACUGCGAAGAAAACACAAGGGAAAACAAAGUCGCUGCUAGGCUCAGCCAUGAACCAAACACUAGGUCGCAACCACGACACUAUGAAGGAAAAGGGGGAGGAAGAACAUACAGAAGAGAUAGGUUGAUGCGAUCAUGGAUGAGAAGGUUCAGGCCGAGCAGCUCAUGGCUGAGGAAGGAGAUGGAGCCGAGCAGCUUAUGGCCGAGGAUGGAGAUGAGGCCGCGCAGCUUGUACCUGAGGAAAGCAUGGCCAUACCAACUGGUCCGAUCACUCGUUCACAAACUAAGGCACUGA